Messenger RNA from Perca fluviatilis (European perch), 1489 nucleotides. RefSeq names its product G protein-coupled receptor 25 (gene gpr25). Gene Ontology annotation, molecular function: G protein-coupled receptor activity. The transcript has a single exon. The record is from RefSeq and is a predicted model, not a curated record. Bases 59 to 1183 code for a protein of 374 amino acids. Gene Ontology annotation, biological process: immune response; G protein-coupled receptor signaling pathway. Gene Ontology annotation, cellular component: membrane. NCBI's taxonomy places the organism in Eukaryota, Metazoa, Chordata, Actinopteri, Perciformes, Percidae.
CUAACCACCCGGCCACAUACAACAGAUGCACUGCAGAUCGUCUCUGUGAUCUCUCAGGAUGGACACCUACACAGAUGCAUCUUAUGAUUACUACCCUGACAACUUUACUUUACUUUACGAGGAUUUAGUUAAUGUCUCAGAGAAUUGCUCUGGCUCCCGCCUGCAUGGCUCCAACAUCUUCCUGCCCACACUGUAUUUCCUCAUAUUUUUUACAGGCUUUCUGGGCAACCUCUUUGUUAUCUCAGUCGUGGGCAGCAAAGGUAGGAGAGGUGGGCGUCUGGUGGACACUUUUAUUGUCAACCUGGCCCUGGCCGACCUCGUCUUUGUCCUCACGCUGCCUCUGUGGGCCAUCUCUGCAAGCCAGAGUGGCUACUGGGACUUUGGGAGAAUUGGGGACCUGCUGUGUAAACUGAGCAGCUAUAUUAUAGCUGUGAACCGCUUCUCCAACAUCUUUUUUCUCACCUGCAUGAGUGUCGAUCGUUACCUUGCUGUGGUGAAGCUGAUGGACUCAAAGUACCUCAGGAGCAGCAGGUGCAUCCGUGCCACUUGUGCUGCCGUGUGGUUGAGCUCACUGGUGCUUGGCAUCCCAUCCCUGGUGUACCGCAGAGUGGAGCCGUCCGGUGAUGGACUCUCCUGCGUGGAAGAUAACAACUCAAGUUUUUUUCUUGGCCUGAGCCUCACCAUGGCGUUCCUCACCUUUGUCUUCCCAGUGUUAAUCAUCGUGCUCUGUUACGGCACCAUCGUUGUGCAUCUCAACCACCACUGUUCUGCAAAUCCUCGAGCUGAAGCCCGUCGCAGACACUCCUUCAAGAUGGUCCUCUCCAUCAUAGUGGCCUUCGUGGUGUCCUGGCUCCCCUUCAACGUCUUCAAAGUCAUUAUAAUCAGCUCACAUCUCUUAAACGCUGAUCUGAGUUGUGAUGCUCAGACAUGGCAAAGAGACGGGCUCCUCGUCUCGUGCUGCCUGGCCUUCCUCAACAGCUGUGUGAAUCCAGCCAUUUACUUUUUCCUGGACCAUCACUUCAGACGACGGGCCAAGCUCCUGUACAAGAACUGCAUAGGACAGCCAAAUUUGCUGUGGAGCCGCAACUCCUCAGCCUCAUUCACCAACGUUGGCACUUCAGAGAGCUUUGGAACAAGUGGUGGGAGAACCCAGCUGCAGGUGGUUGAGUUGGAGAAGACAUAACUCUUUUCUUUAACUUUGAAUGUAGAAAAUUUAUUGUUUGAUUAUUAUUAUAUGACAGCUUGUCAUGUUCAUUUUUAUAAUGAAAGACUUUGUGCAUAUUUCUCUCAAAGGAUGUUUAAACAUAAAGUAAAAUCAGAUAAAAGGCAAAACAAUUAAUGCCAUUAGUGGCAUAAUGUGAUUUUCCUUUGUCGUACAUUUCCUUCAUUCAAAUUUUCUACAAAUACUAAACAUGCUGUUUAUACUGCUUAUACUGUAUGGUCUUGUAUGAAAACCCUUAUCAUUUUUGCAGCAUUAGUAGAACGCAAU